CUUCUAGCUUAACAACCUUCACAAUAUGUCGCACUAAUAUAUGUCGCUGAUGCUACAAUUUGUGGCAAAAUGUCACAUGAUCUAAUUUGUCGCUCGAUAUAAGACCAUACCUUAAGCGUAAACUGUUCUGUCACUUGUCAUUAAUUGACAGCCCUCAUUUGGGGUUGAGUAUAGUUUAUGAAACACGGGUGGUCAUUUUGAGUAAAAUUAAAAUUAGCCGAAUUCUAAAAAUGGAUGAAAAUUCGGUAGUUGGUAUAUUUGAUGCAGCUCAUGUACGCGAUUUUAUUAUAAUACUUCUUUGGAUAGAAUUUCUAUGGGAAACAUACCUUUCAAUUCGGCAGUUCAAAAAAGCACAAUGCGUUACUGAAGUUCCCGACGAAAUUAAAACAGUUAUGAGCAAAAAUGAAUUUGAGAAAGCUAAACAAUAUUCAUUAGCUAAACUUAAAUUUGGAUUUGUAAAAGAUACGCACGGCAUAAUUCUCACCACUCUAAUUAUAUAUUAUGGUGCUCUGGCGUAUUUUUGGGAUUUUUCACAUGAUAUUAAUCCUGUGAAAGGAGAAGUUUCCACUAGUUGUAUAUGGCUGUUUAUAGUGUCACUCAUAUCAACAUUUAUAGAUUUACCAUUAACAAUAUACCAUACAUUUGUUUUAGAAGAAAAAUAUGGGUUCAACAAACAAACAGCUGGAUUUUUUGUAUGGGAUAAAAUUAAAGCUUUUAUCGUUAAUCAAAUUAUCACAUUAUUACUUUCUUCUGUCAUUAUAGUAAUAAUUAAAAGUGGUGGUCCUUAUUUCUUUAUUUGGUUGUGGGUAGUUGUGUGCAUUUUAUCGAUGGUUCUUCUUACAAUAUAUCCAUCAGUAAUUGCUCCUCUCUUUGAUAAAUACACACCUUUACCUGAAGGAGAACUUCGAACGGAGAUAGAAAACUUGGCAUCUCAAUUAAAGUUUCCUUUGACACAAUUAUAUGUAGUUGAAGGUUCAAAAAGGUCUUCCCAUAGUAACGCUUACUUUUAUGGUUUAUUCAAAUCUAAAAGAAUUGUUUUAUUCGAUACUCUGUUAGCUAAAGAUGACGGUACUGGAUGUAAAAAUGAUGAAAUCCUCGCUGUUUUAUCCCACGAAUUAGGCCACUGGUUUCAUAAUCACAUUAUAAAGAAUCUAAUAUUGAUGCAAGUUAAUUUAUUUUUAUUGUUCUUAGGUUUUUCCAUUAUAUUUAAGUACAAACCUCUGUAUGGGGCUUUAGGAUUCUUUAAUGUACAACCAGUUUUAGUUGGGCUGUUCGUUGUUUUACAAUAUGUUAUGAUGCCUUAUAAUACGGUGUUAAACUUUUUAAUGACGUGUUUAUCUAGAAGAUUCGAAUUCCAAGCCGACGAUUUUGCUGUGCAAUUAAAAAAAGCCGAACCUCUCGAAAGGGCGUUAUUACAAUUGAACAAAGAUAAUUUGGGUUUUCCAAUUAAUGAUAAUUUGUAUUCAGCUUGGCAUCAUUCCCAUCCUCCGCUGUUGGAAAGAAUUUCCGUUUUAAGAAAAAACGCGAAGAAAGUAAAAUAGACUGAUUUUCAAAAAAUUGUUACCUCAAUUUUUUAUGUUGUUUAUUAAUUAAAGUGUAUAGAAAUAAGUAUAUAAUUUUUUUUAAAUAAAUACUUAUUCUUUA
Diorhabda carinulata is the source of this 1644-nucleotide messenger RNA. Its product is annotated as CAAX prenyl protease 1 homolog. Bases 231 to 1541 code for a protein of 436 amino acids. The record is from RefSeq and is a predicted model, not a curated record. Gene Ontology annotation, molecular function: metalloendopeptidase activity. Lineage: Eukaryota; Metazoa; Arthropoda; Insecta; Coleoptera; Chrysomelidae. Gene Ontology annotation, biological process: CAAX-box protein processing. The transcript has 2 exons. Gene Ontology annotation, cellular component: endoplasmic reticulum membrane.